Colletotrichum higginsianum IMI 349063 is the source of this 783-nucleotide messenger RNA. Its product is annotated as Actin cytoskeleton organization protein. The transcript is spliced from 2 exons. NCBI's taxonomy places the organism in Eukaryota, Fungi, Ascomycota, Sordariomycetes, Glomerellales, Glomerellaceae. The record is from RefSeq and is a predicted model, not a curated record. Bases 1 to 783 code for a protein of 260 amino acids.
AUGGCCGCCGUCACUCAAGCGACGGCUCCCAAGACAGCGCCCUCACGAGAGGAUGAAACUCUCCUCGUGCUUGCGCGAUUAAUGGAGGGUGGACAAGAGGAUGACGAAACAAUUCGCGACCUCGACCAACUCACGAAGCUGCUCAAUGAGGACACCCAGCUCAUCCAGGCCAAGGCCGGCGCCCCCACGAUAUGCAAACUCAUCGACGGUGACUGCGUCGACACCGUCCUGACGUAUCUCGACAUGAGACAGCCCGAGAUCGUCCGCGCACACGCCGUCAUCGCCACGUCCGCCUACCUCAAGGCCGCCGGCGAUGAUGGUGCCAAGAAGCUUUCUGGCUUCUUUUUCGACAAGAUCAAGAGGGGCACCUAUGACGACUACAUCGUUGCGUUCUGCGUCGCUGCCGCCACCUUCCCCGUCGUGCCUGACCUCACGGCAGAGCUGUUUCUCAGCGAGGGCUUCUUGAGCUCCCUCGGGCCUUUGAUGAGAAGGAAGUGGAAGAGCCGCAAGGUCGAGACCGCCUGCCUGGAGAUGCUCAACGCCGCCUGCAUGAACUCGCAGUGCCGCGACGCUGUUAACAAGUACUGCACCGAGUGGCUCGAGGAGGUUGUCGACCAGGACCCCGACCAGAUCGCCAAGGAGAUGCAACAGGACCCCGAGUACUCGGCCAAGGAGGGCUCCAUCACCAUGCGCAAACACUCGGAGCAAGUCCAAAACCUCGCGGCCGUCAUUCUAGCGAAACUGAGGAACGAAGGCAGUGCCCUCCGCACCGGCGCAGAAUGA